UUGUAGUCCACUUCCUCAGUCAUCUGUCCUCUCUGUCUUGUGUGUUAUUUCUCUUUCUAACAAGACUGACUGCUCGAUCUGCUCUGCUCUUAGAGAUGAAGGGUUUCCUGCUGACACUGUCAGUGUUGUUGGCUUUUACAAGAGAAAACAAUGGAAAGCCCAACGUGAUUCGAACGCCACGGUAUCCAUCAGUGUAUGUUGGGGAUGAUGUCAGUCUGAAGUGUAAUGGCAAAGGUGAACCGAUAAAAUGGACAUUGAAUGGCAGAGCACUAUCACAAAACAAUUCCUUGUUGACUCUUACUACGGUUACAACUGCAAACAGCGGAGAAUACAUUUGUAAACGCAACGCAGUGGAGAGUGAUGCACACAACCUCACAGUUCUAGAGUUGGAGGCCUACGCGCAGUUAUCUCUGCCGCCAGGGGGCGCUGUGAUCCCCAGAGGCGAGGCGAGGGUCCUCACACUGCAGGUGGACGAGGAGCUGGAUAAGUGGAAGUGUUUCGCAUUUAGGGACAAUGCUGGCUUCGUGAUCCAAAUCAUGCCGGACAGGAUGAACGUGGGGCGAGUGUAUGCAGAUUUACAAAAUGCAAAAAGAGCUACAUUCUGGUGCAAGAAAUCUGCAAGCAAUCAUCGGAGCAAUGUGGUUACCAUGAUGAUGACAGACAGUAUGGUGAUGUUGGAACCAGCCACACCUGUGCUGAAGGAACAGGCCCUCACUCUCAGGUGUGCUGCGUGGGGCGGAGGCAAAGUAGAACAGGCCAUAUUCUACAAGAAUGACAAACCUUUCUAUACAGGAGGUAAUGACAAAUACACCAUCCCAAGUGCCACAGAGAGUGAUAAUGGCCAGUACAAAUGUCAGGCCAUCUACAGAUUCAGUCACAUUAGCACAGAUGCCGCCAGUAAGACCCACGAGUCCGAUUCGCAACAGAUAAAAGUUAUAGACGGACCUCCGGCUGCUUUACUUGUAACAAAUUACGAGACAGAAUUAGAGUGUUCCUGCGCAGCGUGUAAUGCAGACUGCAGGACGUACCAGUGGCAUCACACUGACAUCUCAAACACACGCAAAAGACUCGAUAAUGCCGACAAAACCAUUCAUAUAGAUGAAGAUGGAUCAUACACCUGCCGGGCAGACUGUGGCAAUGGAUUUUCACGAUUCAGCAAUGUUCACAACUUCAAAGCAGGAGCGGUGGAUGGAGGAGGAACAGUGGUGGUUAUCUUGAUAGCAAUUGUGAUCAUUUUUUUGGGCCUGAUUUUCAUUGUGAUGGCGGUCAUAAUCAGACGGCGUCAUAGAAACAGGGCCACUGUACAGGUCAAAGACGACGGGAAGAAAGACAAGUCGGGUGGAGACUACGAGCAAAUCGGUCUUACCGACAAAGGUAUUUAUCACACGCUAGCUGAGGCCAGUGGCCAGGAGAAGGCUGAGGGGGGGUACGAGGCUCUUAAGAAGACGGAUGACGAUAAGGCGGUGUACCACACGCUGGGGGGUGUGAAGGAACCGAGUGAGGCACAGGGUCAGGGUGGGUACGAGGCUCUUAAGAAGACGGAUGAGGAGAAGGCGGUGUACCACACGCUGGGGGGUGUGAAUGAACCGAGUGAGGCACAGGGUCAGGGUGGGUAUGAGGCUCUUCAGAAUGUCAAAGCUCAGGUGUACCAAACUCUGAGUUCAGGAUCAGGGAAACCUGAAGGGGAAGCGGAGGGAGGCUACGAGCAGCUGCCUCAGAAAGAUGUGAACGUGGAGGAGAAUCCGUAUGAAGAACUGAAAGCAGAUAAACAGAAGAAAGAGUUACAAUGACAUCCUCACGGUCAACAUGAGAUUCACAUUUACCCAGUUUAGCUUGUUAUACACUUUAAUGGUCUUAUUUACAAAAAGGAAGCAAAUGUUUGUCUUCACAAUCUUUUAUCUUUAAGUAAUAAUAAGAACCAUUUUGUUCACAUGGCUUGUAGAUGUCCACCAAUAACCCAAUUUAUUAGUAAUAGUAGUCAUUACUGUAGAUGUUGGCAAUACAGUUUUUCUAAAAUACUCCCGGUAAACGAAUGCUAGUUCAUGUUUUUUUAGAAGGUUAUAUAUUAUUAAUGGCAAAUAAUGAAAGAUUUGAAAAAGAAGCUUUACCCUUCGGAUACAUGGAGAUGCUCGGGAAGGUGAACUUGAAAUUUAGAUUCCAAAUGAAGUAGCUCCUCAGAAAUGUGUUGGUGAUAUUUCUGGAGGUCAGUAAAUCCCCCACAAUCCCCUGUAAAAUUACAUUCAGCCCUGACUUCAUUCUGAUACGAAAGACUCACAUUUCUACAUUCUUUGUAACCCUGGUUUAGUGCUAAAUGUGUCACAGUACAGAAGCAAAUAAGAUGCCUAAAUGUAAUUUCAUGUUGAAUUAAAUCCCUCACCUUUAAAAUAGAAUCUAUCAAGCAAAAAAGUUCAAAAGCUGCCUUAAAUUUGAAGUUAAAUCAAAUUAGCUUUACAAGUGGAUUCCAAUUAUAUUAAACUGCAAUCCAGUUGCAUUUCGUAUGAUUCGUUCAUUGGAUUAUUCUGAUGAGGUUAAGUAACAUAGCGUAUUGAGCACAUCAUUUUUACAGUUUGGACAGAAUCAGUUAUGAGUAUUUCAUUGGCAGGUUUUCCUCUAGACUAUCUGUUUCUGCACUUUCAAAACGUAGUGUUUAGCUUAGCAAUAAAAGACGAGAGAGUGCUGACAGAGUUAAUGGUAAAACCUGUUGGUUUGAAAGUGACUAAUAAUGUGAAAGGAUGAGAAUGUUGAAGUAGAAAAAUACACAACACACCCACAGACAUAUAGCCACACACACACACACACAUAUUCACAAAGGAGAUUUCCAUCUAUGCAAUAGGAAUUCAGACAUGUUCAUUUUGUAGAUAAGAGGAAAAACAAAAAAAGGAAGGAAAUAUUUUGUGCAAUAAAACUGGGAGUAGUUUCCGGUUUUAGAAAGUGAAAGGCUUUUAACGUCAAGCACCCAAACACACAAGAACAGUUAAAAACGUUUAGGAAAAUACAUCCACACAAUUACACAAACAGAAGAACAUAUUUCUUUUCAAUGUGCAUGAAGUUAUUUAGCUUUGAAUUUCUGCAGUACGCUAAAACAUGAUGUUGUGUUCAUCUUGCGACCGCUGGUCAACAACAGCAUCAAUACAUUUACAAACAGAGGAAACUUUGGUAAUCUGGAGGUUAAGUGUUGUUUGAACAUGAAUGACCUCCAAGCCGGAGUUAUCUUCUUGUAAAUGUAUUUCUCUUUGCACUAUAUUCCUAUUUGCACUCUUUAUUUUAUAAUUUUCUUGCGAGCUUUGAUUUGAAUUCUGGUUGAAUUGUGUAACAAACUUUUUUUGAUAAUGUAUCAAUGCUUUUAAGUAGUUCCAUAAAGCAAUUUUCCGUGUAGUUCUGUCCUUCCCCAUAAGAUGGAGACAAACUACCAAAUACUUAACAUGUUUUUCAUAAGAAUGCUCUGACACAAGUGCUCAUUGCAGUAUUAACCGAGUUUGUAUCGAUUUUGUUGUAUUUUCUCCUUGCUUGGUCCUGAACUAACAGUUUGACCAUCAUUUACAGUUUGUGAAACAUAAAAUAAAUGGAUCCUAGCUACAA
Molecule: messenger RNA, 3579 nt
Organism: Triplophysa dalaica
Lineage: Eukaryota; Metazoa; Chordata; Actinopteri; Cypriniformes; Nemacheilidae
Exons: 7
Coding region: 96-1790 (564 amino acids)
Biological process (GO): cell surface receptor signaling pathway
Molecular function (GO): transmembrane signaling receptor activity
Source: RefSeq, a predicted model, not a curated record